Suillus fuscotomentosus is the source of this 745-nucleotide messenger RNA. RefSeq lists its product as uncharacterized. The coding region runs from base 168 to 578 and encodes 136 amino acids. The record is from RefSeq and is a predicted model, not a curated record. Lineage: Eukaryota; Fungi; Basidiomycota; Agaricomycetes; Boletales; Suillaceae. The transcript is spliced from 4 exons.
GUCAAGUCUGUCGGUCUAGGUGGGUUUCCGGAAGCCCGAUGAGUCUUCUAAGCUGGAUCCCUCCCCACGCUGUAUCAAAUGCUAUUCUUGAUGUGGCUUUCGCGGAAGAAGAGCCUCCCAUUGCGGUUAAUGUCGUACACCCGAGGCCGAUAGCGUGAGGGGCAGUUAUGCGGCCUGUUGUGCACGCGAUAGUUGAGCACAAGGUCACAAGCGUCUCGUUGCAUCUCGUUCCAUUCUUGGGGUGGCUUGAAAAGCUUGAACCGAGUGCCAAGGACGCGAAGGAUGAAAAUAUUAAGCGUAUCCCUGCUAUCAAGCUUCUGAACUUCAUGUGUACCAUGACACGAUCAGAUAUCACGAUCAGGGGCAUCUUGCGAGAUGCCUCAGAAGCAGGUGGCUUUACUCCAUUCGCCACGGAUGUGGUUCAAUGCGUCAGUCCGACGGUCAAGGAAUUGGAGCCGCUGCCGUCGGCAGAUGCAGUGAAUACAGCAAUCCCUGUAUUUGCUUCUAACGCAAUGUGGUUACUUGGAACUUGUACUAAGAUAAGUCGGAGUCCUCUCAGGGCCAUCUUACCCUUUUAGGUGGUUUCAUCAUGCAUGCAUUAAGUGCGUGCAGCUCCCGAACUUUCUAGCUGAGCAGAUGGUGGAGUAAAAUCCAUUUGAGUGCUUUGCACGAGAAGGGCCCACGAUUCUCUGACUGUCUUCUGUUUGGGCGAGGGACUAGCUAUUAGAGCUGGUGAUACCCUGUA